GAAGAUCUCGUUCUGCUUUGCAUUCCAAACUGAAACAGUGCGCCGGAACUCUGCAUAGAUUUCAGGCCGGAGGACGGACGGCGAUGACUACGAGGAGAUGGUGGAAGCGGCGCGACGGCAGCGACGACGCCGACGAUCUCGUCCCCAUGGACACCCAAGAGCAGGAGGAGCUGGUCCGUUCCCUGGAGCAGAAGCAGGUGCACCAAAGCCGCCGUUGGAGGCUCGUCUUUGCGGGAUUCCUCCUGAGCUACACGGUCUUCCUCGUCUACUCCAGCUUCCACCAUGCCUGGUCUCCCUGGGAGCUGCGAUACCAUGCUUACUUUAUGGAAGAUUUGCCUUCGCCGAUGGUCAUUGUUGCAGAUUGGAUAGCUGCCCUUGCAUGCUUAUUCGCAGUUAAGGGGCUACUACAAGCAUCCAACUCCUCAAAGAAGUGGAUGUGGUAUUCAUUCUAUGUUGGCAUGGCGGUUGCCAUCUUCUGGACAUACUACCUCUUGAAGUUACCAAGGAUCCGAUGGGAUGUAGUGUGGCUCCCGCUUGGCCCUUUGAUUGCUUCUGCAUUGAGCCUCUAUGUGGACCAUAUGCUAAUGAAGUCGAUGCAAGAUAUCAGCACCUUGAGGGGCUACAUGUACAACUUCAAGUCCCUGUGAUGCUAAGCAUACUUCUCGUCUGGGUCAUGCACUUGCCUGCACUGUGUACAUGGGAUACCGCAUCAUUCGUUUCUACUUGCGACCUCUCGUUCUCGACUUCAGAACGUCAAGUCAAAAUUUUCUUCUUCUUCUUCAACAUCAAGUCAAAAUUAGUAGGGAGUACUAGUCUAGUUUCCCCGCAAAAAAACAAUAGUAUACUAGUCUAGUUGCGUCAGCUCUGCGUAUGAAUUAUCCCUGCUCGCCUAACAGGAAGGAAAACUGAUACGAAUCAUCUACUUCUCAAUGGCUGCUUGUUGAUCACUCUUACCUAACUUAGACCAAAUCCAACGGGCGACCUCAAAUGGACGUCUGUUUUGUCUGAA
Triticum dicoccoides is the source of this 1009-nucleotide messenger RNA. RefSeq names its product histone-lysine N-methyltransferase. Bases 84 to 647 code for a protein of 187 amino acids. NCBI's taxonomy places the organism in Eukaryota, Viridiplantae, Streptophyta, Magnoliopsida, Poales, Poaceae. The transcript is spliced from 7 exons. The record is from RefSeq and is a predicted model, not a curated record.